This is a messenger RNA of Chenopodium quinoa (quinoa), 3582 nucleotides long. RefSeq names its product putative receptor-like protein kinase At3g47110. Gene Ontology annotation, biological process: hormone-mediated signaling pathway; protein phosphorylation. The transcript has 2 exons. NCBI's taxonomy places the organism in Eukaryota, Viridiplantae, Streptophyta, Magnoliopsida, Caryophyllales, Amaranthaceae. Bases 60 to 3131 code for a protein of 1023 amino acids. The record is from RefSeq and is a predicted model, not a curated record. Gene Ontology annotation, cellular component: plasma membrane. Gene Ontology annotation, molecular function: protein binding; protein kinase activity; ATP binding.
AUGUAUAUAUAAUCAUAUAAUCACAUACUGACCUGAAAGUCUGAAACCAUAUAUCAGUCAUGAAUCUCAUCUUCUUCAUUGUUGUUUUCAUGUUCUAUUUCUGUUUACCAAACUCAUGCCUUACUUCUGCCAAUUCUUCAGUAGACCGUCUCGCCCUCUUAGCAAUCAAGUCUCAAGUUACUAAUGACCCUCAAGGUGUUCUGAAUUCUUGGAACACCACCAUUUCUAUGUGUCAAUGGCACGGUGUAACUUGUGAUGCAACACCUUCACAACGAGUCGUUGGCUUACGACUUGUCUCCUAUGGUUUAGUAGGAACCUUAUCACCUUCUGUUGGAAACCUGAGUUUCCUUCAGAAUCUGAGUCUGUCUAAUAACAGUUUCCAAGGUCAUAUACCACCUCAAAUUGGUAAUCUUCUUAGUCUAAGGUCUCUAAUUUUACAGAGGAACUCCUUCGAAGGAGAAGUUCCAGCCAAUAUAUCUCAAUGCUCCAAACUAGAGGGACUUAGUCUUGCAGGAAACCAUUUAACAGGAAGCAUUCCUCGUGAACUAGGCCGUCUGUCAAACUUGAAUUACUUAAUACUGCAGGAAAAUCGAUUCACAGGUGACCUCCUCAACACGGUUGUCACGAACAUGACUUCCUUAAGCUAUUUGUCUGCAGCUUUCAAUUCUUUUGAAGGAAGCAUCCCUGACAACAUUGGAAGAGUUUUAACAAAUUUAGUUUACAUUAGUCUUGCACAAAAUAAGAUUUCAGGUACCAUUCCUUCGUCAUUUUACAACCUUUCAUCUCUCUUUGUUGUUGAUUUGGACCUUAAUAGACUAGAAGGGACUCUUCCCUUCGAUAUUGGGUUUCGACUUCCUCAACUUGCAUACUUCAAAAUAAGUGGCAACUUUUUCCAUGGUACUCUUCCUCUGUCUCUUUCUAACCUUACUCAGCUUCAGGUUCUAGCAGUUUAUUCUAACAAUUUCACAGGAAAAUUCAUGUUUAGUGCUCGAGACAUGCCCGAUCUUAGAAGGCUAGAUAUCUCUUUGAACUAUUUGGGGACGGGAGAACCUGAUGAUCUGAGUUUUGUACAAACUCUUGUUAACUGUAGUCAGUUAAGUCUGUUAGAAUGUGGUUCUAACAGAUUUGGUGGCAUUCUGCCGCGCUUUCUUGGUAAUCUUUCAACAGAAAUUUCUGUGAUAGAUUUUCAACAAAACAAUCUAACUGGAAGCAUUCCAACUGAACUGUUCAACCUCAUUAACUUACAGAGACUACAAUUGUCAGACAAUGAACUAACAGGUCAUCUUCCACUUGAGAUUGAAAAUUUUAGCAAGUUAGAACACUUUUCCUGCAGUAACAAUCACCUCAUUGGAGAUAUUCCUCAUUCAUUAGGAAAUUUAUCGCGGUUGAGUGAGUUAUAUAUGGAUAACAAUAGCUUUGAGGGAACUAUUCCCUCGAGUCUAGGAGAGUGCACAAAUUUAUUAUACUUGAUACUUUCAGAAAACAACCUCAGUGGACUAGUAUCUCCUCAUCUGUUCCAUGCUUCAAUGUUACUCGAACUUCAUUUGGAUCAUAAUCGUCUGCAAGGAGUCUUCCCUGGGGAGAUUGGUCAGUUGAGGAAUUUAGUGGUGUUAGACAUAACAAGAAACGCAUUCAAAGGAAAGGUUCCAUCUAGCCUUGCUAGUUGCUUUGGCCUUCUUGAACUUCAAAUGGGAGAAAACUUCUUUACUGGUUCAAUUCCUCAAUCUUUCAAGUCUUUAACUAGUAUCAAGUACUUAAAUUUAUCUCAUAACAGACUGUCAGGCCAAAUUCCGGAUUUCCUGUCUAAUUUUUCUUUACAAGGAUUAGAUGUAUCUUUUAAUGAUUUAGAGGGAGAGGUUCCGAGAACAGGGGUUUUCACAAAUACAAGUGCCGCGACAACUUUGGGAAAUAAAAAGCUUUGUGGAGGGAUUCCUGAAAUUCAUUUGCCAAAAUGUUUAACCAAUGCUACCUUGGCAAGAGGCUCUAAAAGGAGGGGUAGACUGUCUGUUGCUGUGACCCUGACUAUCGCGGUAGCUUCUUUAGUUGUUGGUGUGUCGAUAAUCUCAGCAAUAUAUUUCCUGAUGUGUAUUAGGAAUAAAAAGAGCAGGCUAUCUCAGGGAUCAUUGUUGAAUGUGAAGGAGCCUUUCUCAAAAGUAUCUUAUAAUAUGCUUCUGAAGGCAACUGACAGAUUUUCGGAAGCAAACUUAAUAGGUGCAGGCGGUUUUGGUUCUGUUUAUAAAGGAGUCCUUGACCCAGAAAACAGCAUGGUUGUAGCCAUUAAGGUUAUCAGCCUUGAACAGAAAGGCGCGAGAAAGAGUUUCAUGGCAGAGUGUGAAGCAUUGAAAAAUAUCCGUCAUAGGAACCUACUUAAGAUUGUCACUGCUUGCUCGAGUACAGACUUCCAAGGCAAUGAUUUUAAGGCAUUAGUUUACGAGUUCAUGCCAAAUGGAAACCUUAAACAAUGGAUUCACAUUGAACAGCAUACGAAACCCCUUAGCCUCCUCCAAAGAUUGAACAUUGCCAUCGAUGUUGCUUGUGCACUGGAUUAUCUGCACAACAGUUGUGAUACUCCUAUAAUUCAUUGCGACUUAAAACCAAGCAACAUUCUCCUUGACAGCGACAUGGUUGCCCAUGUCGGAGACUUUGGGUUAGCUACAUUUCAUUCGAAUGUAAGCACAUAUAACAGCAGUUCAGUUGCAGUUAAAGGGACAAUUGGAUAUGCUGCUCCAGAGUACGGCCUAGGAAGCGUGGUAUCAAAAGAAGGUGACAUGUACAGCUAUGGAAUCGUGUUGAUAGAGAUGAUGAGCAGUAUAUUUCCCACAAAUAAGAUGUUCGAGGGAGAUUUAGACCUUCAUAAGUAUGCUAAAUCAGCAUUGUCUGACCAAUUCACAGAGAUUAUCGACCCAAAGCUUUUUGAUGAUAAUGUUGCAAGCAAUGGAAGUCAAUAUGUAGCUUUGGCAAGAAAAGACUGUUAUCUUAAGUGUGUAUGGUCUCUCAUUGACAUCGGCGUGAAGUGUUCAGUAGAGUCACCUCAAGAUCGAAUGAGAAUCGAGGAUGCCUUUAGAGAGCUACAAGUAACACAGGAGAUGUUCCUUAAAGAGCUAAGCGUCGUUGAAGCAAUGCAGUUUUAAGGUUUCUAAGCUGCAUUUGUUGAAAUUUUAGGCUCUAAAACAGUCUGCAGGAAUAUGUGCUAUGUAGCUGAAAGAUAUGAGGCUCUUACAUACAAAAAUAACAAUGCUCAAAGUGUUCUUGUUCUCAAUUAUGAACUUUGUUACUAAACAAUUUAAGGAUGUUUUUGUGAUAUUUUCUAGUUUUUUAAGGCUAAAUUUGAUUUAAGAUUGUCUUUUCAAGUUUUCUGAGAUCAGAAUUGACUCUUAGGGGGAAAAAACACCACAUAGAUCUUAAAAAAGAUAGAGUCGUUCGUUAUUAUUAUAUUGUAGUUACCAAUUUCUUGGUUUUAGUGUAAUAAUUAGUCAAAUAUAUUAUAAACAUCAUGAUUUUGAAAACUGACAAUAAAAUCAUUUUUUUCUGGACAAGAACUCUAUUUUCCCAUGGUUGCAAAAAACCAUAAAAAAAAAAAAA